AUGUGCGAAGUCAUGCCGGAAAAUGGUGGACUAAUCGUCUCUGGAGAGAAUUUCCGUUUCUCUUCAGCGUUUUUCGCUGACCUGUUGGUAGAAUGGAUGAAAUUAACGAGCAGGAUUUCUUUGGACAAGACCUUCUUUCAGAAGCUUUAGGACAAAGUGGCCUCAAUCUCGAGGAUUAUUUGGGAAAUGCACCGGGCAAUGUUCUGUCCCAGUCCAUGCUGGAUGUUGAGGGUUUUGGUUCAAAUAAUUUUGACUUCCUCGAUGAUAUCAAUUUGAAUAGAGAUUUUGUUCAAGAUACACGUUAUAUAGCCUUGACGACAUCGAAUAACAGUGAUGUAACUUCUAACUAUGCGAGUGCCCGAGAUAAGUCUCAAGUUUCUGGAGUCCAGCAAACUUUUUUUCAACAACCACGAACUAUACCAAGUCUGACAUCCCCUGGAAUAUUUUUUCAAAGUCCACGACAAGUUUCGGUUACGAGUCAAAAUCAGCCGUUAGUCCCUAAAACAUCCACCACGCCAGGCGCACAAAGGCUGCAAAGCUCUCCAUCACCGAUUUUACAAAAUUUAUUAAACAGUGGAAAUAUAAACCCCUCUGCAAGCAAUGUCACUGACACCACUGUCCAAAAGGAACUCACCAAGAAAGAUGUUUCGAGGUUAUGGUCAAACCAUGAUGUAAGUCUGAACCAUGUUGCAGAGAACAAGGGUACUGAGAAUGUGGAGAAUGAAGAUGAGGAAGAUGAUGAGGAAGAAGAACUUGGGCAUACAGAUACUUAUGCAGAAUAUGUUCCAAGUAAAUUACGUAUAGGACAUCGACAUCCUGAUCCAGUGGUGGAAACAAGCUCAUUGUCAAGUGUUUCUCCCCCUGAUAUUUGGUAUCGCCUGAAGCUUCCCCAAGAAGUGAUAGACAGCUGCCAGUUAUCUGCACUGCAACUGGAAGCCGUUACUUAUGCUUGUCAGCAGCAUGAGACAUUCUUAGCAGAUGGGAGAAGAGCAGGAUUUUUGAUAGGUGAUGGUGCUGGUGUUGGCAAAGGGAGAACAGUGGCUGGAGUCAUCUAUGAAAAUUAUUUACUUGGAAGGAAGAGAGCCCUUUGGUUGAGUGUUUCUAACGAUUUGAAAUACGAUGCCGUCAGGGAUCUAAAGGACAUUGGCUGUCAUAUUCAUGUACACUCACUUAACAAGUUCAAAUAUGAUGCCAAAUUUUCAUCCAAAGUAAAUGGUGGAGUGAAGAAGGGUGUGAUAUUUGCUACAUACUCAUCACUAAUUGGAGAGAGUCAAAACUCUGGCAAGUACAGCACAAGAUUGAGCCAGCUACUGAGGUGGUGUGGUUCUGACUUUGAUGGUGUUAUAGUGUUAGAUGAGUGCCACAAGGCCAAAAACUUAGUUCCAAGUGGUUCUUCAAAGCCCACCAAGACUGGACUAACCGUCUUAGACCUUCAGAAGAAACUACCCAAGGCUAGGGUAAUUUAUUGUAGUGCAACAGGUGCUUCUGAGCCUAAGAACAUGGCCUAUAUGUCUCGACUUGGAAUAUGGGGACCAGGAACACCUUUUAGAGAGUUUAGUGAUUUCAUUCAAGCUGUUGAAAGAAGAGGAGUUGGGGCAAUGGAAAUUGUAGCCAUGGACAUGAAGCUCCGUGGCAUGUACAUGACACGUCAACUUAGCUUUGCUGGAGUGACAUUUGACAUCAAAGAAUUGCCUCUGAGUAAAGACUUCACUGACAUGUAUGAUGAAUCAGUCAAACUUUGGAGAGAAGCUAGAGAGAAGUUUGAGAAAGCUGCAGAUUUAAUGGAGGCUGAUGGUAGAGUGAGGAAGACCAUAUGGGGUCAGUUUUGGUCUGCUCAUCAAAGAUUUUUCAAAUACUUGUGUAUUGCAUCUAAAGUGAGCAGUGUUGUUAGUAUUGCUAAAGAUGCCAUUGAUAAUGGAAAAUGUAUUAUUGUAGGUCUGCAGUCAACAGGAGAAGCUAGAACACUGGAGCAGCUUGAAGAAGCAGGGGGAGAAUUAACUGACUUUGUUUCCACUGCUAAGGGUGUGUUACAAGCUUUAAUUGAAAAGCAGUUCCCAGUGACAGACAGAAGAAAGAUUGCUGAUCUAUUUGCUGCUAAUAAUGAUUCCAGAGACAAAAUACUUGGCAGAUCAUCUCCUGCUUCAAGACCGGGUACCCCCAAAAAGAGGAGACAGCAAGCUCCCAAGGCUCCAAAACCCAAGAAAGUCAAGACUGCUCUUGCGAGGAUCUAUAACUUGAGCAGUGGUUCUGACAGUGACUCUGAUGACAGUGAGAAGAAUAGCACAGAGAACGAGCUGUCCAAGUUGAACAAACCAAGUGGUAAUGAUGAGGGAGCAGAUUCUGGUAACAGUACAGUGGCAGAAGAUGAGGAUGACUUCAAUCCCUUUGGAAUGUCAGGAUCAGAAGAUGAAGACCCGUGGCUCCAUCGCAAGACCAAGAAAAAUCCCAAAACCAGAUCGCCAUUAGGAAGUCCCAAUGUAACAACUGACCCAAGCUCAAGUGCUCUGGCUGCUGCCGGGCUGAAAAUAGGCAGCCUUCCAUGGAGCAUGCCCACUAAAAAAUCCAAACAACUCAAUGGCCUGGGAACACAGGAUUCAUUGACUUCUCUUGGAUGCCAAAGAAGUCUUCACCACUCAGCAAGUGCUCCAGCCUUUUCAAGUUUAAUGUCGUCAUCAAGCAGCCCAGCAAUGCCUGCUAACUCUGCUGCUGAAGUGUGCAGAACAAUGAAAAAAGAAUUGCUAGAUAAGCUGGAAAUCCUGUCUCGAGUUUUACCUCCAAACACUUUAGAUGAACUAAUAGAUGACCUUGGAGGACCAGACUAUGUUGCCGAGAUGACAGGAAGGAAAGGCCGUAUUGUGAGUAAUAAUGAUGGAACUAUCAGCUAUCAGUCAAGGAGUAAACAAGAUGUUCCUCUGGAACUACUCAAUAUCGCCGAGAAAAAACGGUUCAUGGAUGGCGAGAAGAAUAUUGCCAUCAUAUCAGAAGCUGCAAGCUCGGGUAUAUCCCUGCAGGCGGACAGAAGAGCCAAGAAUCAACGUAGACGUGUUCACAUCACUCUUGAAUUACCUUGGAGUGCAGACAAAGCCAUUCAGCAGUUUGGUCGGUCUCAUCGGUCCAAUCAAGUCAGUGCGCCUGAGUACUUGUUUCUGAUAUCUGAACUGGCGGGAGAGAGACGUUUCGCUUCCAUUGUAGCCAAGCGACUUGAGAGUUUGGGAGCACUUACGCAUGGAGACAGACGAGCCACAGAAUCACAAGAUUUGAGCAGAUACAAUUUUGACAAUAAGUAUGGUAGAGCUGCUUUAGAGGCUGUUUUGAAAGCUGUCACUGGUCAAGGUUCACCAUUGAUUCCACCACCACAAGACUACAAAGGACACUUUUUUCAAGAUGUGCGCUCAGCACUGAUCGGUGUUGGUCUUGUUGUCAAAGAUGACAAGAGUGGCUUGUCCAUUUUAGAUAAAGAUUAUACCAACAUAUCACGGUUUCUGAAUCGAAUUCUUGGAAUUGAAGUGGAACUUCAAAAUCGUUUGUUUGCGUACUUCACGAAAACGCUGUCAGUUGUGGUACAACAAGCCAAGAGGAGUGGAGGCUGGGAUGAGGGAAUUCUGGAUCUCGGAGCUAAUGGUGAAGCAGUGAAUAAUCUCAGUGUUCAAACAUUCGUGGGCAAUUCAACAUUCGGUACAGCUACUACAGAACUUCACACGGUAAGUGUGGAACGUGGAAUGUCAUGGGAUGAGUCAUUACAAUUGAGGAGAAGCCACACACAUCCUGAUGACGGUUAUUACCUCUCCCACCAAACACGAAAUAACAAGACAACUGCUAUCUUGGUUAUUUCUCAAUCGCGAAGUAAGAAGAAGAAUGUUUUUAGUGUGUACAGACCAAGUACCGGCCUUCAAAUAAAACAAGACACACUGGAAGAAAUCAAGAAAAAGUACAAAAAGGUGUCAGACGCCGAGGCACGAUGCAGUUGGAUAGAUCAGUAUGAUUCAGCUGCCAGGCAGUGUAGCCAUGCCUACUGGAAGGGUAACUGUAAGCGGACGGCACUGGGUCUAAGCUGCGAGGUUGGGAGGCGACAGCGUACAUUUCACAUACUCAGCGGAUCAGUUCUCAGCGUAUGGAGCAAGGUGGAAAGUGUUUUAGCGGGUCAGCCUGGAGCUAAUUCCAAAGUGCAAAUUGUACGUUGUAGAAAGAGCGAUGGAUCCAGAAUUGUUGGGUGUCUUAUUCCAAGUAACUGUGUUCCUCCUCUGUCAAGAGCUCUCCUUACCACAGACGCUCAACAGGAACCCAUCUUAAUCAUGUAAAGAUAAAACGUCUAUUUUGGCAUACGAAAUCUAAUUUUCUGGUGUAAAAAGUGUACAGAUAGAUAGUAGAAUACGUUAAAUUAUUUAAGUGGUCCCUUGAACGGCACUUAAGGUUCAAGCAAAAUUGUUUACAGUCAAUUUAGGCGAAUUGCUAUUUAUAGGUUCAAGAAAGAUGCAGUAACAGCUUUGUAAUUUAAAAUUCGAAAUAAUUCAUUUUUGUUUCGUUGCUGUUUAGUUGCACCAAAAUAUUGGUUCGAAACAGUAAUGGCAUAUUUCUACAGCCAUUUUUUUUCCAGUUUAUUUACUGUUUCGUGUGUCUCGGUUUGUGUGACUGGUGCACCGGUAAAGCUCCGAGCUCAGAGCGAGAAAAAUGUCUGCGAUACUCAAAACUAUAAAUGGCGUUAACCAUUUUGUUUCUAUAAAUACAUGUGAUGCCAGAUAAAGAGAAAUUACAAUUGCGUGAAAACAAUGACGGGUCGAAUUUUUGCAAGAUUUUAAAGACCAGCAUUAGGGUGAGUAGAAUAUAUUUCGCCAGAGUUUGUUCUAGGCUCCGUCAAUUCUGCUAGUUAAUAGCUUUAGUCUCGUCCUUAUAGGUUCUGUUUUGCUUGACACCUGCACUUAUCAGUGUUACAUGUACUUAACUUAUUUUUUCAGUGACUGUUUGUGUAUCACUUUUUGCGUGACUGAUCUAGUUCAUUUACAUCGCCAGUGUCUUGUUAAUGUAAAGCUAUUACAAACCCCAGCAGAAAAUGCUUUUUCUUUUGUUCCUUCGACGAAAUUUAAACUGUAACUGACUGCUGUACAUUUUCAUAGAUUAAGAGAUUGCUUUUAUAGCCCAGGGCGUUGUGUUUCGAUGAACUGUGAAGUUCACAUAUCUUUAAGACCCUUUAAUACUGAUGGAAGUAGUAAAAGUCCAGUUUGUAUAUCAGUGUUCGUAAUUAUCACUUGUUUGGAGGAUGUUCGACAAUAACGCAACAUUAUACCGACAUUCAAUUCGUUCAA
Orbicella faveolata is the source of this 5300-nucleotide messenger RNA. RefSeq names its product protein strawberry notch homolog 1-like. The record is from RefSeq and is a predicted model, not a curated record. Gene Ontology annotation, biological process: regulation of DNA-templated transcription. Gene Ontology annotation, cellular component: nucleus. Lineage: Eukaryota; Metazoa; Cnidaria; Anthozoa; Scleractinia; Merulinidae. Gene Ontology annotation, molecular function: histone binding; chromatin DNA binding.